CUAAACAACACAAAAUAUACACUCAGAGAAAGAAAGAAAAGGCAAUCUAUCUUCCUCUCUCAACAAAUUUUCCAUAUUUACAGUCAUUCCUCUGAAGAAAAAAAAAAAANCUGACAAACAUAAUCAAGAAUCUCCUCAUUUUUAUUUUUUUUAUUAUUUCUCAUUCUCCUGCUGCUGUUAUCUUUGGAACAAGGAACAAGAAUCCCUCGUCACAUGUUUCUGGUUCAUGAAGGGACACAAAGAUUCAUGUUUUUUGCUUUUACACGGAGAUUAAUCUCACAAGACACAGAAUAAUUCAUUAAUGAUAAACAGUUUUGAUUGUCAAUGGAGAAUAUGAAUAUCCUCGAAUCACAUUCCCGCUCGAGGCAGUUUCCCAAGGUGAAAGAAUCUCAUCCCGUAUUGUUCGAAGAAGAUAACCACAAACCCUCCAAACCAAACGAGCCUCAUCAAGCAUGGAAAGGCAAGAAAUUCCUACACGAAGAAAACGAGAAGGAAGAAGAGCUUAUGCCCGACAUUCUCUCCUUCAAAAUUAGCCAAGACUCGUUCGACGAAAUCGGCUCCACCUCAUUCCACGGCGUGAGUCACCCUCCCGAACCCAAAGACACCGCCUUUCUAAAUCCCGUCUGUCUCCCAAUCGGCCACAAAAACCGAGACCCCACCAAAAAGGAGCCACCUUUCUUGGUCCCGAGUAAAAAUCAAAGCACGCUAACACUUUCACCUUCCGUGACAGCUGUCUCGUCCCCAUUCGCCGAGGAAAAAGAGUGCGUAUGGGACUCCUCUCUACCUCCGAGCGGCAAUGUGAGUCCUUUAAGCAGCAUCGAUAGUCUUAGCAUGGCCCGGACAAUGAGCAUCGUCAAUAGCUCUGCCAGCACGUACAAAAGUGAAAACGGGAUAAUGAGUGAAGGCACAAAAAUGAGUGUGAGCCGCGCGAGUGACAGUAGCGGGAUAAGUGACGAGAGCAACUGGAGUAAAACAACGGGGAGCGCGAACAAGCCUCACAAAGGAAAUGAUCCUAGGUGGAAUGCAAUACUUGCAGUUCGGGCAAGGGAUGGGAUUUUGGGCAUGAGCCAUUUUAAGUUGUUGAGGAGGCUCGGGUGUGGGGAUAUAGGGAGCGUGUAUUUGUCUGAGCUGAGUGCUACUCGGUGCUUCUUUGCUAUGAAAGUGAUGGAUAAGGCUUCGCUUGCUAGUAGAAAUAAGCUGAAUCGAGCGCAGACUGAGAGGGAGAUUUUGCAGCUGCUGGAUCAUCCAUUUUUGCCGACUUUGUACACGCAUUUUGAGACAGACAGGUUCACGUGCCUAGUCAUGGAGUAUUGUCCUGGUGGGGAUUUACACACGCUGAGGCAGAGGCAGCCCGGGAAGCAUUUUUCCGAAUAUGCCACACGCUCGUCCGAAGACAAACCCUUUUGCAUACUGAGAUUGAUUACAAUUUCCUGGAAGAGCCAUUGCGCACCGUAUUUACCGUAUUUCAUGGGGACUCCCACUUGCAUCGAGCCCACAUCCUCCUGCAUCAUCCAAACCUCAUGCUUCCUCCCUCGAAUCUUCCCCUCAAAGGGGAAAAAAAAGCCCGGAAAGUCAAGGCCCGAAAACCAAGGCCCGCGGCCCGGAAGCCUACCGGAGCUCGUGGCCGAGCCAAACGCUCGAUCAAUGUCAUUUGUCGGGACUCACGAGUAUUUGGCUCCCGAAAUCAUUAAAGGUGAAGGUCAUGGGAGCGCGGUCGACUGGUGGACGUUCGGGAUUUUUCUUUACGAGCUUUUGUACGGGAAAACGCCGUUUAAGGGCUCGGAAAAUCGGAAGACGCUUUUCAAUGUGAUUGGGGAGCAGCUGAAAUUUCCGGAUUCGCCCUCGACGAGUUAUGCGAGCAGGGAUUUGAUUCGGGGGCUGCUCGUGAAGGAGCCGCAGAACAGGGUGGGGAUGAGAAGGGGGGCGAGUGAGAUAAAGCAGCACGCGUUUUUCGAGGGAGUGAAUUGGGCUCUGAUCAGGUGCAGCACGCCGCCGGAGGUGCCGAGGCCGCCAGCUGUCGAGGCGGAGGUUUCGGGGAAGGUGGUGGAGUUGGGUGGUGGGGUGAGCAAAAGGGUGGUUGGGGGAGGAGAUGUGAAGGGUGGGGGGGCUAAGUUUCUGGAUUUUGAGUUCUUUUAA
Molecule: messenger RNA, 2136 nt
Organism: Striga asiatica
Lineage: Eukaryota; Viridiplantae; Streptophyta; Magnoliopsida; Lamiales; Orobanchaceae
Source: the annotation of a GenBank genome assembly